AGCUUGUAACGACUGGGCAGAUCGAGGACAUCAAGGGACAUUAGCCUGAUACUCUACCCAAGUCUUCUUAACUUCUUUCUUUCACUUCCUUCUAAAUUCUCCCUCCAACUGUCUCAAACUGAAACUGCAACUAACUACCGAUAUUUGCGUUGCUAGGAGAAUCCUAGUUGGCACACCCUAUCCACGCGCUUAGAAUAACCUCUCUCUCUCUCUCUCUCUCUAGCGCCUUGCCAAUAUCUCACUGUAAUAAGUGCGUAAACUGUACGCUCUCUCUCUCUCUCUCUCUAAAACCUAUUUUCUCUCUCUAUAAUGUCUUCAAGCCUCGGAAAACUUCCUGGCCUUUUGGCGAAAGAAGAGCCAGAUGAAUCUUUGCCCCCGGAGCCGGCGCCGGAGCCCGUGAGUGGUGGUACCCUCACCAUCGAAGAUCUUACCAAUACACAAUUAGCUUCGCCUGAAAGUUCGAAUACCGCGUCGAAGAAAUUGAAGUUGGAUUCCCCCGCGCCAAAAAACGAAGAAUCGAAACAAGAGUCCCCGGCUGGAACUGAUCACGAGCUCUUGGACGUAGAAGCUCAGCUUGCGGAGUUUCUUCUCACUAUUCGAUGGAAUACCGGUUCAAUCCUUGAGGCUCUGUUGCUGUCAGAAACUGCCCUUGCUAGAAAGGAACCAGCACCGUCUGAGAAGGGCUCCUAUUCGGAGAAAGAAAACCCAAGUCCGGCUAUUUCAAUGCUGGAAAAUGAGAAUGUGCUCGUUUACGAGCAUGCGGCCGACAUUUUGUGGGCAGUCCGGGAACCGAACGGUGCUGGGGAUAUUAUGAUGGAAGAGGCCGUUGGGGACGCUGACGACUACGGAUCCAAUGAGAAAACACGUGAUUCUAAGGAGGAAGAAGACGCUCCAGAUCACAACGGGGCCAACGAGAAAAAAUUCGAUCGAUUCUUCGGUAAAUGGAGAUCAAGCUUCAGACUACGGAUCCAAUGAGGGUUUGAACAGUAAUCAGCCUAAAACUUCUUAACUCUGUUGUAGAGGAUGGAGGAAGAUCCACGAGUAUUCUGAUAGCUAGACACUCACUUUCUUUCAAAGUAAAUAAAAAUGCUGUAAGUUGAAGUUUAGUACGUACUCAUGUGAAUUGUUUGUUCUGGUUUUGGGAACUUGACUUCUUUGUGCAUUUUAUGGAAAUAAGAAUUCUCAAAAUACCAUGCUCUCUCUUAGAUCUUUUAAGUGAAAAUUAUCGAAAAAUCUGGCUUACAUCCGAUUAUAUAUAUAUUUUUUUACGAGACUUGAAUGAGAUUUCCUCUUUUAUUUAUGAAAAAUAAUACGCAUACAAUA
This is a messenger RNA of Juglans microcarpa x Juglans regia, 1323 nucleotides long. RefSeq lists its product as uncharacterized. The transcript is spliced from 2 exons. Lineage: Eukaryota; Viridiplantae; Streptophyta; Magnoliopsida; Fagales; Juglandaceae. Bases 310 to 975 code for a protein of 221 amino acids. The record is from RefSeq and is a predicted model, not a curated record.